AAACAAUCACGUCCAUCGUUGGUUUAAGAGUUGUGAACAAGACAACUGAUGGAUACUGGUUCCUUCUUAAAAUCAACACAACUUUCAAAGACAAGGACGAUAAAGUAAAGGCUCACAUAACUGGCUACUUUCGCGUACAACUACAAACUGCAGGAUCAAAAGGUUCCAACCAAACGAAUGAAUCUUUUCAUAUUUAUGGUCGUUCCAAAACUGACGCAGAAUUCGUUCGCUACUUGCACGGGGUGUUGCACCAACUCUUACCCUCUGUAAGGCGUGAAUUGUAUGAAGAUGUGGACGGACAGCGAACCAGUAAACUAGAACCAGAAGAAUCGCCCAUUCUUCCUGGACCCAUCCGGAUGCACCGACAAGCCGAUACUAAGCAAAGCGAUUGUGUAUUGAUUAAGAAUCACUUCAAUCGAACGGAUUUCGUCAACUAUUCUUCGAAAGUCGACUUAGAUGUCAAGUAUGCAGCCUCAGUCUCUCUCAAUAAGUCCAGCGGCAUGGUCUCAGAAAGYAAUGUCUCCAUGUAUGAACGAUUAAACUUUGGUGAGCCAAUGAAAACAAAGAACGGCAAUGAUAUCAGUAUGAUGAACGUCACUCUACACAGUCAUGUGACUCGCAUGAAAAACGACGAACCUUUUAUCAAAGACGAAGAAUUCAAGGCUAUCGAGACGGACUUGUUCAUCAAGCUAAUAUUACCAAUUGAUGCAAAGRAAAUGAAAUUUAAGAAGAGUGAUCAAAAGGCGCCCGCAUCUGCUUCUCAGAAAGGCAAACAGCGAAAGCGUAGAGGGACAAAAGAAGGUUAUAUAUCUAGUAGCAUCUCAAUACCACACGAACAAAAGGAAUAUGACGUAUUUGAGAAAAAAGUUAUUGGAAUAAACUUCARAGGCAAGGAACAAUUCUGGGUAUCACCUUACGAAAAGUGGUACUGGAGAGAGCAACAGCGUUUUCAGCUGCGAAACAGAUUGUCUUUGGAAAUCGGGGAAUUUCCUAUAACCGUGUAUGAAAAACAAUUUAUCAGCGACGAGAACGAAAAAACAGAACCGGAACGGCGAAAAGAUCUGUUACGUACACCGGAAUUCUGUCUGACGGCCCUUUGGAUUCGCUUCUGUGUGCAGUUCAGUUUGAACAUACGUUAUAGUAUCAAAGCAAGACUAGUCAAAAGCGAGACGUCACUGUAUUCUCCAUCUAAGAUUGCUGUCGAAAUAACGCCCUACGCCGCAGUUGCUGUAACUGGAGARGCUUACGCAAGUGUUKGGGUUCUUCGUGGUGGAGUGUACGUCGAUGGCAAUAUCAUUCGAGGCAGUUUAACAGCAAAACUGUCGUAUAAUGAAGAAAGRYCUCCCGGUAACAAAUGGCUUUUAUCUUUGAAUUUCCACAUGACUGUCUGUGAAAUAGAAGCAGGAUUGUUCUACCAAUGGAAGAAGUGUAAGGUGCGCUGGAGUGGGUGGUGGCCAAGAACAAAGUGCGACUGGGGUAGAAGGCGUACCAUCUUACGUUUUGGAAGAUGGUCUGCUUACAGGAGGGAGGACAGGGUUCAUCAUUAUUUAGGCUAACCGCCCAUUUGCAAGGACCGCGGAGAAAAGUAACAA
Molecule: messenger RNA, 1592 nt
Organism: Exaiptasia diaphana
Lineage: Eukaryota; Metazoa; Cnidaria; Anthozoa; Actiniaria; Aiptasiidae
Source: RefSeq, a predicted model, not a curated record